Messenger RNA from Bubalus bubalis (water buffalo), 1788 nucleotides. RefSeq names its product uridine phosphorylase 2 (gene UPP2). Gene Ontology annotation, molecular function: uridine phosphorylase activity. Gene Ontology annotation, biological process: nucleotide catabolic process; uridine catabolic process. The record is from RefSeq and is a predicted model, not a curated record. Gene Ontology annotation, cellular component: cytosol; cytoplasm. The coding region runs from base 210 to 1115 and encodes 301 amino acids. The transcript is spliced from 7 exons. NCBI's taxonomy places the organism in Eukaryota, Metazoa, Chordata, Mammalia, Artiodactyla, Bovidae.
CUAUGUCGGGGGAAUAUUUUUGAAUUGAUAAGGGAGUUUAGAAAGCUAAGGGGAAAGUUCCAUUAGCAGUUUCAGAAGAAAACGAGCUUAAAGGGAGAAUGGCAUUCUAACAUCAUUCUACCGUGAUUUGAUCUGUAAAUGAAUAGCAAAUUACAAUAUUUUUAUUUUCUGUUAUCAAAUUAAGAGUGACUAUCUUCAUAUUACAGAAUAUGGCUUCAAUUUUACCUGCUUCCAACACAUCCAUGAGAUCUGACAGGAAUACAUAUGUUGGAAAAAGUUUUGUUCAUGUUAAAAAUCCUUACCUGGACUCUAUGGAUGAAGAUGUUCUCUAUCACUUGAAUUUAGGAACAAAAACACACAACCUACCAGAAAUGUUUGGGGAUGUAAAGUUUGUCUGUGUUGGUGGGAGCCCCAACAGAAUGAAAGCAUUUGCACUGCUUAUGCACAAGGAGCUUGGAUUGGCAGACAGUGAAGAGGACAUCAAGGAUAUCUGUGCUGGGACAGACAGAUAUUGUAUGUACAAAACUGGUCCCGUGCUCUCCAUCAGUCAUGGCAUGGGCAUCCCCUCCAUUUCUAUUAUGCUUCAUGAACUCAUUAAAUUACUAUACCAUGCCCGAUGCUCUGAUGUUACCAUUAUCAGAAUCGGCACAUCAGGGGGAAUAGGGAUUGCACCGGGAUCUGUUGUAAUAACAGACGAAGCUGUAGACUCCUUCUUUAAGCCCCGGUUUGAACAGGUAAUCUUGGACAACAUUGUCACCAGAAGUACUGAACUUGACAAAGAACUGGCUGAGGAAAUAUUCAACUGUAGCAAAGAAAUUUCCAAUUUCCCAACCCUCAUUGGACAUACGAUGUGUACCUAUGAUUUUUAUGAAGGCCAGGGUCGACUCGAUGGAGCACUGUGCUCUUUUUCCAGAGAAAAGGGUUUAGAUUACUUGAAGAGAGCAUAUAAUGCCGGCAUCAGAAAUAUUGAAAUGGAAUCUACGGUGUUUGCAGCCAUGUGUAGACUUUGUGGUCUAAAAGACACCACUGUUUCCAAUGAUGAAUUCUUGGUACAGGAAGAUCAACCCCUGGAAGGUCAACCACCAAGGACACAGACCAAAACCCCAUGCAUAUGAUUCUGCCACAUUCCCAUCUUUCAUCCCCACUUCAUUGUAUUCUACUCCGAAUGCAGUGAAGCUUGGAAAAGCUCUGUAUGAGCUGGAAGAGCUUCAUUUGGGGAAGGGUUGUGAGAGCCUUCACAAAUGGCUGCUUUAACAUACUUAUCAGGGAGGUUAUAUACCAAUGGUAAGCAACACUGGAAAAUAUGUUUCAUCUGGCACCAAAAGCUCAAGACUCCCAGGCCUAUUCCCCCUCCCCCUCCAUCUUGCUCCCACUGUCAGCAAAGACCCAUUCCCCAAUGUGUCUCCAAAUGGCCUUCUUUAAUGGCAUCACCGACUCAAUGGACAUGAGUCUGGGUGAACUCCUGGAGUUGGUGAUGGACAGAGGGGCCUGGCAUGCUGCGAUUCAUGGGGUUGCAAAGAGUCGGACAUGACUGAGCGACUGAACUGAACUGAACUGAACUGAAUGGCCUUUUAUGUCCCUUUAGUAGUACCAGAUGACUGGCUUCAUACUAAGGCAAUGAUGCCUAAUGGUUUCAGCUUAUAAAUAAUGUUUUAUUUAAACAAGAGUCUUCUAGAGGAUCAUUGUUCUCAGAGGAAUCACUCAUUGAGUAUGGACUAGUGCAAAAACAGAUCUUUCUGCAUUCACCAGGACAAGGAGGUCCUGGGACCCCAUGGACUAGCACUUCUU